Microthlaspi erraticum is the source of this 789-nucleotide messenger RNA. NCBI's taxonomy places the organism in Eukaryota, Viridiplantae, Streptophyta, Magnoliopsida, Brassicales, Brassicaceae. The record is from the annotation of a GenBank genome assembly.
AUGGAGAUCUCCGGUGAACAAGACAAAGAAGAAGAAGAAGAAGGUGCCAUGCCAAAAGAAGUAAGCAUAGUCCCAGUUUCAGACUCUGAAAAGUUGGUCUACCAAAUUCUCAAUGGUCCAAACGAACACUGUCUAGAGAAUUUCCGAAUGGACAAGCCUGUCUUCUACAAGCUGUGCGACAUCCUCCAAACCAGAGGCUUAUUACGCCACACGAAUCGGAUCAAGAUCGAGGAGCAGCUAGCCAUCUUCCUCUUCAUCGUCGGCCAUAACCUUCGAACUCGCGCUGUCCAAGAGCUCUUCGGAUACUCUGGGGAGACCAUCAGCCGCCAUUUCAACAACGUCUUGAAUGCAAAUCUGCCAGGCUUUAUGGCGCCUUAUCAUGGUGUUUCAGGACAAGGAGCAAAGGAGAUAUUCAACGAGCGACACAGGUUGUUGCAUGGAGCGGUUGACCGAGCUUUUGGAGCCUUGAAAGAACGAUUCCCGAUUCUUCUUUCAGCUCCUCCGUAUCCUCUGCAAACACAAGUGAAACUCGUGAUUGCCGCAUGUGCACUGCACAACUAUGUCCGCUUGGAGAAACCAGACGAUUUAGUGUUUAGGAUGUUUGGACAAGACGCUGUUGCGGAAGACGGAGGAGUAGCGGCCGCGUUAGAGGAAGAGAAUCAAGGAGAGAUAGAGAGACAUGAACAUGGAUCGUUUAGACCACAACAAGUUGAAGAUUGUUUAAGGUUAAGAGAUGAGAUCGCAUCCCAUCUCUGGGACCAUUAUGUUCAAAAUCUCUCUGCCUUCUAA